AUGGUAGACAUUCUACACUCCAACUCCACCUUGCUACACCCAGCUUUCUUCAUACUGACAGGCAUCCCAGGAUAAGGGGAUGCCCAGGCCUGGCUGACACUGGUGUUUGGGCCCAUGUAUCUGCUGGCCCUGCUGGGUAAUGGGGCACUGCUGAUAGUGAUAUGGAUAGACCCCACACUGCACCAGCCCAUGUUUCUACUCCUGGCCACACUAGCAGCCACAGACCUGGGCUUAGCAACAUCUAUAGUCCCAGGGUUGUUGGCUGUGUUGUAGCUCGGACUCCAACCUGUGGUAUACACUGCCUGCCUGAUCCAGAUGUUCUUUGUACAUGUAUUGACUGCCGUGGAGUCUGGUGCACUUUUGGCCAUGGCCUGUGAUCAUGCUGUGGCUAUAGGGCGUCCACUGCACUACCCUAUCCUAGUUACUAAAGCCCGUGUAGGCUAUGCAUCUUUAGCACUGGCACUAAAAGCUGUUGUUGUUGUGCCCUUUCCUCUGCUGGUAGCAUGAUGUGAGCACUUCCAGACCAAGAUCAUACACCAUGCCUACUGUGCACACAUGGCAGUGGUAGAGCUGGUGGUGGGUAACACACAGGUCAACAACCUGUAUGGGCUGGCACUUUCACUGGCUGUGUCAGGUGUGGAUAUUCUGGGCAUCGCUGGCUCCUAUGGGCUCAUUGCCUGUGUUGGGCUUCGGCUGCCGACCUGGGAGGCUUGUGCCAAGGCCUUUGGUACAUGUAGUUCUCACAUCUGUGUUAUUCUUGCCUUAUAUGUGCCUUAUCUCUUCUCCUACCUCACACACCGCUUUGGGCAUCACACUGUCCCAAAGCCUGUGCACAUCCUUCUGUCUAACAUCUAUUUGCUGUUGACACCUGCCCUCAACCCCUUGAUCUAUGGUGUCUGCACCAAGCAGAUCAGGGACAGGCUCCUUGAAACAUUCACAUUCAGAAAAAGUCGGUUCUAACAGUAAUAACCAUGGGGACUUGAGGUAGAAGAGGGGGACACUUGGAGCAAAGUCUGGAAUCUGAACAUGUGGGUUAUGUUGUCUUUGUCUCAUUGUGUGCACAUGACCAUUUUAACCACUCAAGAGAUAUUUGCUUUGAAGCCCAUAUUGGCAUCAACAGACUUCAGCCUAGCCAUGUGUCCUGCUUGGGAGGAGGCAGAGGCAGGAGGCUACACAUUAUUAUGCAGGGAAAACAGGAAGAGGAGGGAACUAGUUGAGAUCAUGAGAUCUGAAAGAAAUCUCCCUUUACUGCCUGCACAUCCAUUAUUUAAACCACAUCUGCCUAAGCAAUUCUACAGAUCCCAAACUUGGAGACUUGGGAUUGCCAGAGUAGACUGCCUCUGGAGUCAAAUUUGUUGGUACUUGUCUGGAAUCAAAGUCCUCCCUACUCUUGGAGCCAGAUUCUGUUUCCAGCCUGUUCUCAAAGAAGAAGUUGUACAGGCUUAUCCUCCACCUUCUGAGAAUCUAGUCCUGUGGUGCCAAUUUGUCCAGAUCAUGGGUUUUAAGACAUUCCCAAUUCAACCAAUCCUCUUGUUCUCCUUCCCACACUCCCACCAGAGUCUAAGGAACUUCUUUCCCUGAGCCUGCAACUUCAGGAAUUAGGAGCCCAAGUGAAAAAAAUGUUGACAUCCCAGAAAACUGCUGUAACCACAUUACCAUCUUGCCUGAAGUCAAGUCACCAUGAUUUCUUGAAAGUUAUUGUAACCACAUUACCUCCUUGG
This is a messenger RNA of Castor canadensis (American beaver), 1721 nucleotides long. It is a transcript of the gene Or52w1, whose product is annotated as olfactory receptor family 52 subfamily W member 1. The record is from RefSeq and is a predicted model, not a curated record. Gene Ontology annotation, cellular component: plasma membrane. Lineage: Eukaryota; Metazoa; Chordata; Mammalia; Rodentia; Castoridae. Gene Ontology annotation, molecular function: G protein-coupled receptor activity; olfactory receptor activity. Gene Ontology annotation, biological process: G protein-coupled receptor signaling pathway.